Paramecium tetraurelia is the source of this 2196-nucleotide messenger RNA. RefSeq lists its product as uncharacterized. Gene Ontology annotation, molecular function: double-stranded DNA binding. The record is from RefSeq and is a predicted model, not a curated record. NCBI's taxonomy places the organism in Eukaryota, Ciliophora, Oligohymenophorea, Peniculida, Parameciidae. Gene Ontology annotation, cellular component: nucleus. Gene Ontology annotation, biological process: reciprocal meiotic recombination. The transcript is spliced from 5 exons.
AUGCAGACUUUUCUCUUAUUUGGUCAAAUAAGGUCAAUGUUGGAUGAUUGGAAACAAAUCUGGAAUUUAAUAUUUAUAAAAAUCGAGAUGAUAAAUUUAAAAUAAAAAACAAUCAUGAACAAAAUUUUAAAAUACAUGAAGAGCUUGGAUAUCUUUGGGUAAAACAUCCAAUUGAAUUUUAAUGGAUAGAACUAAUAUUAAACAGCAACUGGUGGAUUUUUCUCCCUUGCUAUAAUUGCUGUUAUAGCAUUCUUCUUUUAACAGAAUAUCUUAAAUUUCAUUCAUCGAGUUGAUAUUCAUCUCAACGCUUAGACGAUCUUCGAUUUCAACCCAGACAGAAUAACAUUCAAUGAGGAUAAUUACAUGUUUGCAUUGGCAGUUGACUAGACUAACUUCAAUACACUCCCCUUCUUCAAUAUCACUCUGAAAUAACGUACCUACACAAGAUCCUCCGAUGGCUCCUUAAAUAAACAAGAUAAUUUCAUAGAUCUAAUCCCAUGCACCUAAGAUCGAUUUCAAAAGAUCUUUAAGAAUUAGGAUUUCUCUGUUUAGUUUUCUUAAUUAAAACUAGAGGAAUGGCUAUGUCCUCAACUCAAUUAUUCGAUCUAAUUAGGUGGCAGUUUUACAAGCGACAUCUUCGAGUUUGUCAAAAUAACUGUGAGUGAGUGCUCAAAUAAUUCAAAUUCGAAUUCCAUUCUGUCAUGGAAACCUCAAUGUGCAAGCACUUAAGCCAGAGAUCGUUAUCUUCAAUAAGAACGCUCCUUCAGAAUUAGGAUGUAUAUGACUAAUAAUGUUAUCAACCCCUUAUAAGUGUAAAAUGUGUCCCAAACCUUCUUAGAUGAUGAAACUUAUUUCUCAUUUCUACUUUAAACAGGAACAGAAGCAGAUGUAUUUUAUUAGAAAUACAAUAUCACCACUGAUGACAACGUCAUUCCUAUUCUCAAAAAAAUAGAUGAAGAGAUCAUAAAUGUCAAAAGAGCAGGAGAUUUUAAGACCAAAAUCGUUUAAAAUAAUGAUUAGCAAUUUUCAGCCAUCUAUUUGAGAAGAAGUCCUUACACCUAAAUUGUUAAACGAGAAUUAUAAGAUAUUUCUGAUCUGCUCUCUUAUCUUGGGGGUUUUGCAAAUAUCGUUGCUCUUGUUUUUGGAAUCCUCAUCAAAUCCUAUAAUAAAUCAAGAUGUAUUAGAUCAAUCACCUAUUUAGUAAUGAUCGAUUUGGCUAAUUAUGUUUAUGAUUUCCCUACUAAGAGUAUUAGCAUUGCAGACUCCCAAGAAAGAAAGGAAAUCAAGAAGGUUAUAGCCAAAGCAAGAAGUAGAACCAUCGUUAAGCAGCAAGGUUAGGAUCAGGAAUUACACUCUCAAAUGCAAUCACCUAAACAUACAUAAAUUUAGCUAUAAUAAAAUGAUACAAAAUAACAGGAACUAUACAAUAUAUCCAAACAAGAUGAAAUAUACCAAGUCAAAUCAGAAUUGUAGAUUACUAAUCGCCAAGAAGAAUAACUGCUAUUCUAUUAGGAAUAAGAAAAAAUUAUACUAAAACUAGGUAUCCAGGAUCGGAAGAGCUACUUAACUUAGUAAAUCCAGAAGAUAUUAAAUAGAAGCAAGCCUAUACUAUUCAACUGCAAAUACAUUCUUUCUAUGGUGUUUUGCUCUAAAUUAUUUUACGACCGCAACAGCAUACUACUCCACAAAGCAAUAAAAAAAAUAAACCAAGAUUUGGAUAUUUGUGUGGUUAUAGACACGGUCAAAGAAAUUAAUUUAAUUAAAGAAUUAUUGUUAACCAAAGAUUAAUUAGUUCUAUUUGAUUUUGCUCCAAAAUAGGUAAUCGAUCUUUAGGAAGACGAAAAAUCAAUUAUGACGAGAAGCUAAGGUAGUAAUAGCUUGGAAACCAUGAGAUCAAAUUCAAACUAGAAAGAAGUUUAAAAUUAAAACAAAUCAAUUCAAGCUUACUAUAAGCUAUUUUAAGCCUAUGAUCAUAUUCAUAAAUAAUUAUAGUAGGACAACAAAAUUAAUGAGAAAUUGAUUGAGAAAUUAGGACAAGAAGUUAGAGAUAUCUUUGACGUUUCCCACUUGAUUUAGUGGGAAAGGAAAUCGAUUAAAUGUCUAAAAGAUGAUAUGUAGGAUGAUUCAGUUAACUCAGAUCCUCUUUCUAUAAACAACGUAGAAUAGAUCAAGAUAAAUGUCAAACUGAGUACAUGA